Prunus armeniaca (apricot) is the source of this 2364-nucleotide messenger RNA. Lineage: Eukaryota; Viridiplantae; Streptophyta; Magnoliopsida; Rosales; Rosaceae. The record is from the annotation of a GenBank genome assembly.
AUGGUUGGAAGCAAGCGCACGAGGAGUAAAACCGCCGCGAUGACUAAAUCCACGACGGCCCAAAGCCACUCCACCCACGAUCCUGCAAUCGACAUGGUGGCACCACCACCUCUCACCACCGUGCCACCGACCAGACCUGCAGUCGGAUCUAGCAACCUCCGUGGCACCGCCAUCGAGCAUAGUGGAACCUCCCAUCAAGGUGGGCUCGUUACCACCACUGACUUAGGCCCGGUCUUGGAGCAACUUCAAGCAUUCCCUCCAUUGCCUCCACGCUCGAUGCACGCUCCUGCAUACACCUCCAAUGAAACCCUAGCCCGAGUGCAAUUGGGCUCCACACACUUCUCUCCUCCCGAUCCACGAAGUCAAGCAGAUCUUAAUCUGAGAGUUGACCAGCUAGCUCAGAGGAUGGACGACCAAACCAAUCUGGUGAGGCAGCUUCUCAAUCAAAUAAACUUGGUUCAAAACCUUGGCCUUGGACAGCCGGGCAAAGAGAGAAGGAUGGAUGAACGCGUCGAUCGGCAGCUCGAUAGGUACCAAGUAGGUCGAGCAAGAGUAAGCAGACAAGGAGAUGCACAACCACGUGGUCAGCUUGCCGACAUGUCACGAGCAUCUGCAAGCCACACACAAAGCAACGUGCGAGAAAGGCUCGGCCCACGACUUGAAGUCCGUGCUCGCCUGGGCCCGCAGGGAAAUGUACUUCAAAGGCUAGGCUCCCAGGGAGGUCAAAUUGGCAAUCGCUGUAAUGAGGAUCGUGAAGAGAGGCGCUCCGCUACCCACUCGCAGAGAAAUAUUCACGAAAGGCUAGGCCCCCAGGGAGGUCAACCCGGCAACCCUCGCAAUGAGGAUCGUGAAGAGAGGCAUUCCAUUGCCCGCUCUCGGAGAACCAAUUCUCGCUGUCAAGCUGCAGAAAAUCCCUCGCAAACACAGUCCACCAACACGCCUCCUAGGCAGCUCAGACGAGAGGACCGACCCUUGCGGACCAACGAGGAGGUCAAUCAGCGUCGCCCGAAUCACAAAAGUCGCCAACGUGAUCGACCAGCAAUGUGCGCGGAAGAUGUUGAGAAACUUGUGAAUGACCGACUUCGAGACUUGAAGACUGGCGGGAACCUCGAGGAUGCACUACGUAAGGAGAUGGACCAGGCGAUCUCUACUCCUUUCACCCUUGAAAUCGAGCAGGCUCCUCCCCCGAAGCGAUUCUCAACGCCUUCGUUUACGCAUUUCAAGGGAGAUUCCGAUCCCGAGAGCCACCUAAAACACUUCAAAAGUGUCAUGAUCCUCCACAAGGCCGACGACGCACUGAUGUACAAGGCGUUUGCAAUGACCUUGCGAGGAGCAGCUCAGGACUGGUUUCACACCAUGCCAUCUGGGUCAAUCAACAGUUUCAAGAAGCUUGCCUAUGUCUUCACUAAAGAAUACACUUCUUAUCGGACGAUCAAGAAGAACCCAGAUCAUUUGUUCAACCUGUGCAAGAAGCCCGACGAAUCCAUUCUAGAUUACAUCAAGAGGUUCAAAGCAGAAAAGGCCAACAUCGUAGGGUUCGACGCAUCAUCUGCCUUCAAGAAAGAACGCUACGCGCUCUGGGAUGACGAUCGAAUUGCUGCGAAGAAGUCCACUGAGCAGGGAGAUCGGCAGACCAAGCGGGCGGGCCAAAGAAGCGAUGGAUUUAGCAACAAGAAUAAGGACAAGCGCAGGUCACACCCACAAGAGGACGCUAAGGCAGGAGAGAACUACACCAAGUUCACUAUCCCUAUACAUCAAAUCCUAGCCCAAGUGAAAAACAAACCUUGGGUAAGAAGACCGUCACCCUUGAAAGGAGAUCCAGACAGGAGGGAUACUAGCAAAUACUGUGCCUUCCAUGGGACGCAUGGACACACUACGAACAACUGCUUCGCUUGGAAAGCACACCUCGAAGAACUCGUUAGGGAAGGUCACUACACGGAAUUCAUCGCUAAGCAGGCCAUCCAACAGAUAAAGGACCGCGACACCGCCAAGGAGCCGCCCCAAAAGGUCAUAAGGAUUAACACAAUCCUAGCCGACUCCGAGGAAUCUGGGCUGACCAGCAAGGGAAAAAAAAGGAAUAUCAAACAAGCCACUAUGAUCUCCCAAGUCUCAACCGACCUUCCGCUAGCAGAAGACGAUCCUGUAAUAGGCUUCCAAAAGAAAGAUCUAAUUGUCCUUGAUCUACCACACAAUGACGCUCUUGUCAUCAGCAUUCAAAUCACUCAGGCCAUGGUCGAUCGAAUCCAUGCAGACGAGGGCAGCGCAGCCAACAUCCUACAAUUGACAGUUAUCCAACAGAUGGUUUUAAAAGUUGACUUUUUGACCGGGAAGGAAUUUGAGGAUUCCAGUUGUACCGAUGCGUAG